Molecule: messenger RNA, 649 nt
Organism: Aspergillus novofumigatus IBT 16806
Lineage: Eukaryota; Fungi; Ascomycota; Eurotiomycetes; Eurotiales; Aspergillaceae
Product: 2EXR domain-containing protein
Exons: 2
Coding region: 1-447 (148 amino acids)
Source: RefSeq, a predicted model, not a curated record
AUGGCCGCGUUCCACCUUUUUCCCCACCUCCCCUUCGAGCUUCGUGCUCAAAUCUGGGAGUUAACAGUUGAGCCGCGCACUGUUGAAGUCCGCGUUAAGAAAGAAAACGGAUCUUGGGGCAAGAUUCUGCAUGUAACCUCGUCAACACCAGUGCCUGCAGGGGUUGAGUUGCGGUAUGUCUGGGUGAACUUUGAGAUUGACAUGAUCUCAAUCGGACGAACUGAUUUUGAUACAAUUGAACCUACUGAAAGUCUGCUGAUUCGCCGGCUUACCUUUGAGCGUGAGAUUAAUGAAUCCUUUUUCCACUUUCAGUCCUACGAGCUAAGAAAAUUGUAUCCUAAUGUGGAGGAAAUCCAUGUCAUCUGCGAAGAUGGCUUAAUGGCAUGGCAGGACGCCUGGGAAUAUGCUCCCUGGCCAUGUCCAAAAAAAAAAUCUGAGGUUCAUUGACAAGGAGACGGGGCAGAUUGCGGUUGGCGAGGAUCUGGAUACGAUGGUGGAUGAAUGGAUCGCGUCUCUGCCUGAUGGUCCUGAAUGAUUAUUUAACCGCCUGUCUUAUAGUUCGUAGAACUUGCUAUAUUCUAUGGCUCAAUAUUUGACAGAUCUGUCAGGAAGAUACUGAAUCUCAGAGCUCGCUCACCCCCGUUUUUCC